CGAUUUGUUUAGUUCCAAGAUGGCGGUUGUUUACACCUGUUACAAAACGAUAGUUAUUUCCGUAUGUUCUGUUGCACUUUUUCAGGAUAAUUAGACGACCUAAAUGAGUUAAUUGGGGAGAGCAACUAUCUAUGCAAGAUUCUGAUGGCUUUGGUUGGAAUCGUGCCUUACGGAAGUUUGUUUAUUGAUGCCUCAUGGCAAGAUAUCCUGUCCGGCAUAAGGGACUGUACUAUCACCUCCCCAGACCGACAGCUCAACACACGCCGUCUCCAGAAAAUAUGGACAACCCCGCAGAACCCAAACCAUGUCCUACCCUGCCUCUCUGUCCGAACGGGUCUGGACCUAUUUCUGACCGUCCAGAGGUUUCCCGCGGGGUCAGAAAUCAUCAUGUCGGCCAUCAACAUUCCGGACAUGGCCCGAGUGGUCAAGCAUCACGGCUUACGGGUCAUUCCCAUAGACAUCCACAUCGAGACCCUCUCGCCCAAAGUGGAACUUUUAGAAGGUCUCGUCACAGAGAGAACUGUCGCUGUGCUUGUAGCGCACCUGUAUGGGAAGUGGUUUGAUAUGAGCGAAGUGAUUGACAUAGCGAGAAGGCACCAGUUGUACGUACUCGAAGAUUGCGCAGAAGGCUUCUGUGGGUUUGAAUACAUCGGAAAUCCGCAUUCGGACAUUGCGUUCUUCAGCUUCGGUGUCAUCAAGCCUUCCACCGCUUUUGGUGGCGCCAUUCUGAAGAUCAAAGAUAGCCAGCUGUUUACAGCAAUGAAUGAAGCGUACUCACUCUACCCCACGCAGUCAGCCUUAGAGUACCUGAAAAAACUGCUCAAGUAUUCGGUCGCUACGGUAGGUUUGAACUGGCCGUUCCUGACGGGCUACGGCGUCUUUGUCGUACAGAACGUCCUUGGUAUCGACCAUCAGAAGAUGUGGAUUUCCUUACUAAGGGGUUUCCCCGACCAGUUCUUUCAGAAGAUUCGUCAGCAGCCCAGUGCAGGAUUGCUGUCCCUACUGGUGCACAGAUGUAUAGGGUUUCGACAAAAGUCUUUUCAGGUUGGCGUGAAUAAAGGACGCCAUGCGGACAUGCUGCUAAAAAGCUCCUCCAUGAUAAAAGUAGGCGACAAGGCAGAGAACAGGAACUAUUGGCUUUUCCCCAUACUCGUGGAGAAUCCUGAUGAAGUGAUCAACUCGCUCUGUAAGAAGGGAAUCAACGCGUACCGCGGUGCCACCCAGCUCAACGUGAUCGAACCACCAACGGAAACCUCGAGCCACCUCAGCGACCAACUCACGCACUACCCAGAAGAAGCCAGGUUCAUCAUAGACCAUGUGGUAUAUCUACCAAUCCACAAAAGGGUCCCUUACUACUACAUUGUAAGGGUGUGUAAGGGGUUAGAAGAGGUGCUGCAAAAACAGAGUGCUGUCUUCCACAAACCCUGCUUUGAACGCCCCCUUGUUGUGUUGAAUGGAAAACCUACACCAAAGCUGCCUUCAAAACUAUGAUUUAAAACUAGAUUUUGAAGUUGUCAACACUUCAUUUUAGUUCAAGGGACCCAUUUUGUAGGAUUUUGAUACCAAAACUGUAAGUAUUUUCUUGAGUAAAAGUUGCCUAUUCAGACAUUUGUAACAACUUUUUGUUUCAUAUAGCAAGUGUUUGUCUAAAAGGCAGUGUACUUGAAGUAGUGGUUUGAUAUAAUUUGGACAUAGGUACGUAAUAGGUGAGGCGAGUCAUUCAGUGCAAUAUAACCACCCACCUGGACCAUGUGUGCCUGCAAAUUUGGCAUGGAGCAAAUUCCAUUGACUGAUAAAAAGAGCCCUGAACUCCAAAAGGGGGUGUUAUUUUCCAAUAGGUGAUAAUUCUACUAGGAACUAAAAAUACAUACUUCGCAGUAUGUGAUAAAGUUACCCACUAGUCUCAUAUGCAAAGAAAAGCAUUCAGUAUUCUACAUUGUGUACUUAAAUACCCUCAAAUUAGAUUAUUAACAAUCUCAGCCUAUACUAUAGAUUGUGUCUGACAAGGCCUGAAAAAAGUUACAGAAAUGAUUUAAAGGGCAAAAGAAAAAAUUGUCAUGUAUUCUUCAAUAUCUUUUCAAUAAUUUGCCUUCUUGAUGUGCUUAUUGCGACACAUUUAUGCCAAAAAUGAUAACGCUGAAGGAAUUGUCUAUAGCUGAUAUAUACAUAUUGUCAUGUAGGUUUAGAAAAUAGAUGGUGAUAUUGUUUAAAUUACAAAACACUGGGAUCCUGCAAAAAGUCGGUUAAUUAUUCAUUCAUCGAUAGAUAAUUUAUUGGAAAAUAACACCCCUUCUGGAGUUAGUGCUCGUUUCACAGUGGCACGUACUAAAG
Molecule: messenger RNA, 2331 nt
Organism: Branchiostoma floridae (Florida lancelet)
Lineage: Eukaryota; Metazoa; Chordata; Leptocardii; Amphioxiformes; Branchiostomatidae
Exons: 3
Coding region: 145-1491 (448 amino acids)
Biological process (GO): polysaccharide biosynthetic process
Molecular function (GO): transaminase activity; pyridoxal phosphate binding
Source: RefSeq, a predicted model, not a curated record